Molecule: messenger RNA, 852 nt
Organism: Penicillium canescens
Lineage: Eukaryota; Fungi; Ascomycota; Eurotiomycetes; Eurotiales; Aspergillaceae
Exons: 1
Coding region: 1-852 (283 amino acids)
Biological process (GO): protein phosphorylation
Molecular function (GO): ATP binding; protein kinase activity
Source: RefSeq, a predicted model, not a curated record
AUGCCCGAAGCCAAUAUAUUUAUGGAUCUGGCUGAACCCCCUCUAUUCAUAGAUUUGAACGGAGCCCCAAUCCCAUACCCAGUGAUCCUGGGCUACGGCAGUUCAUCAGUCGUCAUCCAAUCCAAUGGAAAAGCAGUCAAAACACCCCUACGCCACCCAGACUACCGCGCACGAGAAAUAAACGAGAACAUAAAAACAAUCCGCCUGGAACAAAUGGUCUAUACCCGUCUCCAGCCAAUAGCAAAUCAACCAAUCUGCCCAGAAGUCCUGAAAUGGAUUGCAUUCACCCAAUUCAAUAUCCAGCUCGAGCUAAUGAAAGCCGGUACGCUACGCAACCUCCUCGACAAAGCCUUGAUCGAACCACCCGCAUCCAAAAAGAAAGCCUGGAUGCGCCAGCUGGUCCGCGGCCUGAUGUACAUCCAUUCCUGUCAUGUCUUGGUGGUGGAUGUCAAGUCGCGUAACAUUCUCCUCACUGACGAUUUGAUGAUUCGGUACUGUGAUUUCGGGGAGUCGUCGUAUAUAUCUGAGGAUGUCAACAUGGAUACCGUGAAUGACUGCGGCUACACGGUCAAGAUAGAUGUUGCGUUGCUGGGGGCUGUUUUCUAUGAGAUUGCUACUGGGAACCGGUGUGAUGUCGACCUGUACGAUCGGGGUGUAAGGCAUAAUAGGUUGCUUCGCUGGCCGCCACGGUUUCUUUUGCCUGCUACUGCGGGUGUCUUCUAUGGGGGUAUUAUCGAGCGGUGCUGGAGGUCGAUUGAGGAGGGUGGGAUUCGGAAUGCGAGGGAGUUGGAUAUGGCCUUUGAGAGAAUUGAGAUUGGGUUGGAUAAGAGUACGGAGCCUGUGUCGCUUUGA